AUCUCCUCCCUUCCGCUGGCGCUGAAACUCGAGAGAGAAGUGACAGGUAGGAAGACCGUUGUGUAGCUACCAGACCAGACAGACUCAGAUAAACAAAAAUGUCAAACUCAUGAAAGAAAAUGGUUCAUAGUAAAGUCGACAGUUUGUGAGAGAGACAGUUAUAAAAGUUUUGAUGGGAAGUUGCCAGAGAAAUGCAAAUUAGUUUGAGAAUACACUUUACAACUUCGAUGUGGAUCAUUUCAUAUUUAAGGUCACAAUGAGUGGACAGCAAACUUUUUAAAACUUAAAAUUGUCAUAACAAAAAGGAAUUUCUAGCACAUAUAAAAUACGCGGGGCAGUGUCAGAACGAUUUGUCAACGGAAGGCGCUUGUCAUUGGAGGAUGAUCACUAAAUUAGAUCAGAAUACAUCACAGAAGGAAGUUGAGGAUGUGUUCAACGGGUCGAGACAUAAUAAUCCCCUAAUCACAGACACUUUCUGUCCUCUUCAAAUGAAAUAGCCUACAAUCUCAGUUCAUCAUGCACAGACGGAGGAUGCUUCGGGCACUCCCUGUUUUUAUAUUCAUGUUCUUCAUCGUUUUAAUCGUGGACUUUCAACUAAGGACGCGGAAUCUCCACAAACUCAAUUCUAUUCACAAUCCGUUCGGGGGAGACUUACUGCGCUCGAUUCAAGAGGCGCCUCUCUCCCCGGCAAAGGAGCCACCAAAGCCGGCCAAGUUUCCUCGACAACCUGCCGCUGUCUCUACUAUGAACCAGACUGUUGGUGGCUUACAAGCUGAGAUACAGAGAAGGAGAGACAAGUUGAGGUCUUUGGAACAGAGAAGGGUUUUCGUCACUCCAUCCCUGUUGAGGUUAACGGACAUCUUCCUCGCGGUGAAGAGCACCGGGAGGUUCCACGGCACGCGCCUAUCUCUUCUCCUCGAGACGUGGAUCUCCAAGACCAAGGAGCACACGUUCAUCUUUACAGACACAGAGGAUGAAGACAUCAAGUCCAGAGGUUACAAUUUGAUUGUGACAGAUUGUCCGUCUGACCACAGUCACCAGGCUCUGUCCUGUAAGAUGUCUGCUGAAUAUGACCACUUCAUGGCCUCCGAUAAGAAGUGGCUGUGUCAUGUUGACGAUGAUAACUACGUGAAUCCUGGAGCUCUUCUCUCCCUGCUCUCAGCCUUCCCCCAAGACGGGGAUGUCUACGUGGGCAAGCCCAGCCUCGACCACCCCAUUCAUACCCAUGAACUACUGGAUGGCAACAAGACAAAAGAAGUGCAGUUCUGGUUUGCCACGGGAGGAGCAGGCUUCUGUCUGAGUCGCAGAAUAGCUGAGAAGAUGGCUCCAUGGGCUAGUGGUCCCAGGUUUGAGCAGACGUCAGCAGUGAUCCGUCUGCCAGAUGACUGUACAGUAGGCUUCAUCGUAGAGAGAAGACUGGGGAUAUCCAUGGUCCACAGUUCAAUGUUCCACUCUCACCUGGAGAACCUGCUACUGCUGACGCCCAGCAAAAUACCUCUACAGGUGACUCUUAGUUAUGGGCUGUUUGAGAACAAGAUGAACAGUGUGGAGCUGAAUAGACUCUUCUCCAAGGAGGAUGAUCCCUCCAGGUUUAAGACGGUCCACUGUCUACUCUAUCCACUGACCAGCUGGUGCCCUUGAAGACUCCAACUCCCAGCAGCACCUGCGCCUCCUGAGAGUCGGGGCUGUCUGUACAUAGUUCCUGGUUUAACAGUGUAUUCACGUCCCAGUCUGGGCUGUCUGUACAUAGUUCCUGGUUUAACAGUGUAUUCACGUCCCAGUCUGGGCUGUCUGUACAUAGUUCCUGGUUUAACAGUGUAUUCACGUCCCAGUCUGGGCUGUCUGUACAUAGUUCCUGGUUUAACAGUGUAUUCACGUCCCAGUCUGGGCUGUCUGUACAUAGUUCCUGGUUCCUGGUUUAACAGUGUAUUCACGUCCCAGUCUGGGCUGUCUGUACAUAUUUCCUAGUUUCUGGUUUAACAGUGUAU
Molecule: messenger RNA, 1988 nt
Organism: Salvelinus fontinalis (brook trout)
Lineage: Eukaryota; Metazoa; Chordata; Actinopteri; Salmoniformes; Salmonidae
Product: beta-1,3-N-acetylglucosaminyltransferase manic fringe-like
Exons: 8
Coding region: 517-1641 (374 amino acids)
Biological process (GO): regulation of Notch signaling pathway
Cellular component (GO): membrane
Molecular function (GO): O-fucosylpeptide 3-beta-N-acetylglucosaminyltransferase activity
Source: RefSeq, a predicted model, not a curated record